Salarias fasciatus (jewelled blenny) is the source of this 2438-nucleotide messenger RNA. RefSeq names its product heat shock cognate 70 (gene hsc70). The record is from RefSeq and is a predicted model, not a curated record. The coding region runs from base 132 to 2180 and encodes 682 amino acids. Gene Ontology annotation, molecular function: ATP-dependent protein folding chaperone; ATP binding. The transcript has 8 exons. Lineage: Eukaryota; Metazoa; Chordata; Actinopteri; Blenniiformes; Blenniidae.
AGUCUGCCUGCCAGGAGAGCGAGGGGCGUGCUGGAGAGGAGCUCAGACCGCGGUGCUGAGUAUUGGGCGAAAGCACAGCAUCAUUUUAAAACUCAGUAAACUCUCAAGUCUCGAACAACUAACUGCGCAAGAUGUCGAAAGGACCAGCAGUAGGAAUUGAUUUGGGCACCACGUAUUCCUGUGUGGGCAUCUUCCAGCAUGGCAAAGUGGAGAUCAUCGCCAAUGACCAAGGGAACAGGACCACACCCAGCUACGUGGCGUUCACCGACUCCGAGAGACUUAUUGGGGAUGCUGCCAAAAACCAAGUGGCUAUGAACCCGACCAACACUGUGUUUGGUAAAAACCACCACACCCCCACAAUCACACACUCAUCGAUUGCCAUGAAAGGAAGAAAAUUUAAACUGUGCAAACUUGUCCUCUCUUUUCAACUUUCAGAUGCAAAGCGUUUGAUUGGACGUAAAUUUGAUGACCCUGUGGUGCAAUCCGACAUGAAACACUGGCCGUUUAAAGUUGUCAAUGACGCCACCAAACCCAAAGUGGAGGUUGAAUACAAGGGGGAGAUCAAGACCUUCUUUGCUGAGGAGAUUUCCUCAAUGGUGCUCACCAAAAUGAAGGAGAUCUCUGAAGCUUACCUGGGCAAGCCUGUUAACAAUGCAGUUGUCACAGUCCCUGCUUACUUCAAUGACUCCCAGCGUCAGGCCACCAAAGAUGCAGGAACCAUCUCUGGGCUCAACGUGCUUCGGAUCAUCAACGAGCCCACCGCCGCUGCCAUUGCUUAUGGCCUGGACAAAAAAGUUGGUGGCGAACGCAAUGUUCUCAUCUUUGACCUUGGGGGUGGUACUUUCGAUGUGUCAAUUCUGACAAUUGAAGACGGCAUCUUUGAGGUGAAGUCCACCGCCGGCGACACGCACUUGGGCGGUGAGGACUUUGACAACAGGAUGGUCAACCACUUCAUUGCCGAGUUCAAGCGCAAGUUCAAAAAGGAAAUCAACAACAACAAGCGUGCUGUGCGUCGCCUUCGCACGGCAUGCGAGCGUGCCAAGCGCACCCUCUCCAGCAGCACCCAGGCCAGCAUUGAGAUCGAUUCCCUCUUCGAGGGCAUCGAUUUCUACACCUCCAUCACCAGGGCCCGUUUUGAGGAGCUCAAUGCUGAUCUGUUUCGUGGAACCCUUGAGCCCGUGGAGAAGUCCUUGAGGGAUGCAAAGAUGGACAAGUCCCAAAUCCAUGACAUUGUCCUGGUGGGUGGAUCCACACGUAUCCCCAAGAUUCAGAAGCUUCUGCAGGACUUCUUCAACGGCCGGGACCUCAAUAAGAGCAUCAACCCCGAUGAGGCUGUGGCCUAUGGUGCAGCUGUGCAGGCAGCCAUCUUGGCUGGAGAUAAGUCUGAGAAUGUCCAGGACCUGCUCCUGCUGGACGUCACGCCCCUGUCUCUGGGAAUUGAGACAGCUGGAGGAGUGAUGACCGUCCUUAUCAAAAGAAACACCACUAUACCCACCAAGCAAACCCAGACGUUCACCACGUACUCAGACAACCAACCUGGGGUGCUCAUUCAGGUUUUUGAAGGUGAGAGAGCCAUGACCAAGGACAACAACAUCCUUGGAAAGUUUGAACUGACUGGUAUUCCACCUGCACCCAGAGGAGUCCCCCAAAUUGAAGUGACCUUUGACAUUGAUGCCAAUGGUAUUCUCAACGUGUCAGCUGUGGACAAAAGUACUGGAAAGGAAAACAAGAUCACCAUCACCAAUGACAAGGGGCGCUUGAGCAAAGAGGACAUUGAGCGCAUGGUCCAGGAAGCGGAGCAAUUCAAGGCCGAGGAUGACGUUCAGAGAGAGAAGGUCACAGCCAAGAAUUCCCUCGAGUCUCUGGCGUUCAACAUGAAGAGCACUGUGGAGGACGAGAAGCUCCAAGACAAGAUCAGCCCCGAGGACAAAAAGGCAAUUGUGGACAAGUGCAAUGAAGUCAUUGCUUGGCUGGACAAAAACCAGACUGCAGAGAAGGACGAGUAUGAACACCAGCAAAAGGAACUUGAGAAAGUGUGCAAUCCCAUCAUCUCCAAGCUGUACCAGGGAGGCAUGCCCGGAGGAAUGCCAGGAGGAAUGCCCGGAGGAAUGCCUGGUGGCUUCCCCGGUGGCGCUGGAGGCGGCUCCUCUUCUGGCCCAACUAUCGAGGAGGUCGACUAAACACUGCAGUCUGUGUUUCUGUAUACCAACAUAUAUUUACAGCCAUAAAGGCAGUUUCUUCUUCUUCUUCUUUUUUUACCUGGUAUGAAUACAGUCAGAUCCCUGGUUUGUGCCUGAAUGUUAUCAAGUUCUCAGCAAAUGAAAAGAACAAAUUUGGUGCAGAUUCAUCUAACAGCUCAUUAUUGAUGUCUCAAUCAUAUCAUUUCACAACUGUGAUUUCUAAAAAGCAAACCAAUAAAGACCAUCAGUAAAACUCAA